Prunus persica (peach) is the source of this 853-nucleotide messenger RNA. Its product is annotated as calmodulin. NCBI's taxonomy places the organism in Eukaryota, Viridiplantae, Streptophyta, Magnoliopsida, Rosales, Rosaceae. The transcript has 4 exons. Gene Ontology annotation, molecular function: enzyme regulator activity; calcium ion binding. Bases 181 to 630 code for a protein of 149 amino acids. The record is from RefSeq and is a predicted model, not a curated record.
AAUAAAAAACCUAGUAGUAGUAACAAGGAUCCAGUUAUAAUUGAUUUAUUCUAAAGAGACUUGAAUCUAAAUGGUUGUACUUAUUGUUAUUAGUAUAGACAAAGGGCCAAAAGUUUGAUUGAUUUCAUCGGUCAACUAAAUCCAAACUCCACAUUUCGCCAAAAUCAGAACAGAGACCAAAUGGCUGAGCAGCUAACCGAGGAGCAGAUCGCCGAGUUCAAGGAAGCUUUUUGCCUCUUUGACAAAGAUGGCGAUGGUUGCAUCACUACCAAAGAGUUGGGGACUGUGAUGAGAUCUCUGGGACAAAAUCCCACUGAGGCUGAAUUGCAGGACAUGAUCAACGAAGUUGAUGCUGACCAGAAUGGCACAAUUGAUUUCUCUGAGUUUCUGAAUUUGAUGGCAAGGAAGAUGAAGGAUACUGAUUCUGAGGAGGAACUCAGAGAAGCUUUCAAGGUCUUUGAUAAGGACCAGAAUGGCUUUAUUUCUGCUGCUGAGCUUCGACAUGUAAUGGCAAAUCUUGGGGAGAAACUGACUGAUGAAGAAGUGGAUGAAAUGAUUCGUGAAGCAGAUGAAGAUGGCGAUGGGCAGGUGAACUAUGAGGAGUUUGUGAGAAUGAUGCUUAACAAGUGAAUGUAGCUUUUGGAUUCUAAACAGGGUAGGGGUAUUGAUUAAACAUGCGCGGUUUAUUAUAGAAUUAGUAAUUUGGACCAUUGUUGACAAGGUAGAAUUCUCUUUUAUGUUGUUGGGUAGAAUUUAGCUUUGCUGCUGAAUUAUAAAAUGUUGUGCUUAUCUAUGUGGAUUUCUCUUUUCUUUCGGGAAUUUCUUAAUAUUUCUUUCUUAUUCCCUCUCUGAA